Molecule: messenger RNA, 1896 nt
Organism: Serendipita indica DSM 11827
Lineage: Eukaryota; Fungi; Basidiomycota; Agaricomycetes; Sebacinales; Serendipitaceae
Source: the annotation of a GenBank genome assembly
AUGGAAGUCACCAUUACCCCAUCGUCGUCGGUUUACUUUGCGGGAGAGCAACUCAAAGUCACCAUUACUUUUACGAACCUGACAGCGCCUUCAGCCGUCACCAAGCCUCACCGCCGCGGUCACUCGAUAAGUUCUGCGCCACUUGCACGUCCUCCCACGUCUCCAGGCGUCUUCACGCAUAAAUACGCACCAAGUUCUCCUGCAAUAGCACCCACGACGGGUCCUUUAAACGCCCCGCGUCGUCGCGGCCUGGUUGGUCACACGGCUCCCCUCGACUCACCAUCUACCACGCGUUCAAAGCAAACCAUGACAUUCAAAUCAACAUCUACCACCAUUUCAAAGUCUGAGAUUGCGCAUCUGGCUCUCGAAAACGCGUCAGCGGCAUCCGCAAAGAACAGAAAGGCGCUUUCUGAGAAGCCAUUCCCAGCCAAUCAUCCCCACGCGCGCAAGGUCUCGGUCCAAUGGCACUCGGUCGAACAAGGGCCACCUACUGCAAUGCCUUCUCCGCACCCCCUAUCAUUGGACCCCAUAAGCGAAAUAAACUCGCCUACAUCACCAUCGACACCCGCUAUGCCAUCCCCCGCUAUCGCAGCCGACUCUUUGUCUGCCUAUCCAACGGAGACAGCCAGGUCGAUCCCAAAGGGGCUGGGGAUAGACUUUCCCUCCUCGACGCGUAUCCCAGACAAGUCGGGUCCCAGAUCUGCCUCUGCAGGCACCUUACCAAUCCAGGGUGCCGAAACUCUUCUAUGGGCCUACGCACAAGUAAUAGGCAACGUAGAGUUUGACCCUUCAAUUAUAAAUAACACAGUAAUUACGUCGAUAAAGUCUCGACUGGCACGCGGCGGUCCUAUCGGAGGCGGUCGCAUGGACCUUCAUGACAAGUCUCCUAGCUCCAAUCAACCGAGUCCUAACAGCUGGUCAUCUUUGUUCGGCUUCUCGUCUCCGAGAACCCCUGCAUCCACACAGACAUCCUUUCUUUCGGGUCUUCUCUCCAGUCGCCCUACACCAGGCAGACUAGGCCAGACUGUAACAGACGAUCCCAACACCUUGCCGACUUUUACACCUCCCCAAUCAAUGCUUGCUGUCGAUCUAACUCUUGCACCCGGUGAAAGCAGGACAUCAAAGUCCAAGCCUGCUGCUUCUGCCGCCGUCAAGGCGUUGUCGGAGUUUGGUCGGGAGUUGCUCGAGUCCAAUCAUACGAGACGAGGAAGCGAUGGUGAUGAUUACGAGGCGAAGGAUACGGAAGUUGAUGAAGGUUGCCGGUUUGCGGUCGAGGUUUUGACCAGACAAUCCAGAAAAGGUGCUUUUUCAGUUCGAAGGGACCCGCGCUCGGUUCUUACUUCCACGAUGUCAGCUGCGUAUGAUGUCCACCGUGGUGGCGUACCUGUGGCUUCAUUGGUGAUGCCCAAAACGGUCUUCCGGCUGGGCGAAACGGUUCAUGGUGUCGUCGCGUUCAACUUGGGCGGUAACGAACUCAAAGUCGUCAAGGUUAACUACUUGUUGGAAACAUCUGAACGCACACUCCAAUCCCUUACAGGCACAAAGAUGGCCCUCAUUCGACGAGUUCAAGGUGAACAACAUGAAGAUAUGGUUUUGAAUCUACAACAAACUUUUUUCGCCCUCGACAUUCCGUCUGAUGCCUCUCCAGGGUUCGGACUGAGGCUAGGCGCCGAGAUGGACGGCGGGCUUGAAUGGAGGGUGCGAAUAUGUUUUCUUGUUGGUGACGGGAGUGGACAAAUGGACGAUGUGGGCGUUGAAGGCGAAUGGGCCGGCAGUUUCUCAGCCGGCGAUGGGGCUGCGCUUGGAAAGCUCGAGACGGUGGAGUGUGAGAUUCCAAUCGUUGUACUCCCUGCGCAUACUGUCUUUGGAUCAAUCCCAGUCUCUUUUUCUGUUUAA